AUGGACCAGCAAGGCCGCGUUUAUUAUCAACUUAAAGCAACCUACCCUUUGGAGGAGUUGCUGGGGCGCCAUCAUGACGAGGCCGUUCCCAAGAUUGGAGCCUCUUUCGAGACGCAGAGCGACAGAAAUACAUGCGAAGGCAGAUAUGGACGGUCAGGAUCGAGCUCUGCGUCUGCAUCGGGGGGAACCAAUCCAGUACAACCUCUAUCAGGGGAGGGCCUCUUGGGGGGACAUCCCAGCAUUGCAUGUGCAUCUGCAUCAGGGUUAACCAGAGCCCAAGAUCUUACCAUUGAAGCCAGGAGGAUCGAGCUUCUCCCCAUGUUUGACGCGCAGAUAUGGAGUGAGCAGGAGAGUGGUCUGUUGGAGGAGCAGUUGCGGCGCCAUGGGCGCCUUGAAGGCGGCAUCAGCCUGUCAUGCGCUAUCAUCGCCCCGCCCUGUAUGCAAGACCAGCCACACCCACCUUCUGAGGACACUCAAAUCUCGACUCGGAGUGAGCAGGAGAGUGGUCUGUUGGAGGAGCAGUUGCGGUGCCACGGGCGACUUGGGAAACCGAUCAGCGUCCCUCCUCCCUUCAUCAACGACAAGCCUCACGACAAGCCUCACGACAAGCCUCACGACAAGCCUCACAACAAGCCUCAUGACAAGCCUCACAACAAGCCUCACAACAAGCCUCACAACAAGCCUCCCACACAUGCUGAGGAUCUUCGAAUCCGGAAUCAGAAAUCCGGCCGCGGGCAACUUGAAGAUUCCACUGUGGUGCCGAAGCCGUUCGCAUAUCUGCCUCGCUUGCCAGAGCCCCUGGCACGUCCGUCCCAUUCAAAGGGUCCUUCUGCAAUCCCAGCUUUCGAGAGAGCCGUGGGUGGGCUUUUCACAGAGGAGCAGCGACAGCAAGUGGCAGUGGAGAGCUGGAUCGCACAUGCCUUGAGCGCCUCUGCAUCAGAGGGGAUUCUUGAGACGCCUCAAAGCCUGAGCGCCUCUCCUCAAAGCCUGAGCGCCUCUCCUCAAAGCCUGAGCGCCUCUCCUCAAAGCCUGAGCGCCUCUCCUCAAAGCCUGAGCGCCUCUCCUCAAAGCCUGAGCGCCUCUCCUCAAAGCCUGAGCGCCUCUCCUCAAAGCCUGAGCGCCUCUCCUCAAAGCCUGAGCGCCUCUCCUCAAAGCCUGAGCGCCUCUCCUCAAAGCCUGAGCGCCUCUCCUCAAAGCCUGAGCGCCUCCGCGACAGAGAAAAUGGCCCAGCAGCAUCUAGUGCAGCAGCAGCAGCAGCAGCAGCAGCAAGUGGCGACAACCAGCUGGGUGGCACACGCUGAGCUGGCAGGGCUGGCUCUGCCGCCCGAUCUGAUCCGAGAAUCUGCACUUGCCGCCCGGUUCGCGCAGAAGCAAAUGCAGAUGCAGGAGAAAGUUUCUGGUGCUUUCUGCCGGCCUGCUGCCUCUGGGGCCUGUUACAAGCGCGAAAGAGGCCAUGGCUUGACAGAGGGAGAGCCUUUUGAGAAGUCUCGAAGGCCUCUCUUCUCACAUACCACCACUCCUGAUGUUUGCUGCACAGACGCUGUGCCUGGUGCUUCCUGCUCACCUGCUGCCUCCACGGAUGUUUACUGCUCACCUGCUGCCUCCACGGAUGUUUACUGCUCACCUGCUGCCUCCACGGAUGUUUACUGCUCACCUGCUGCCUCCACGGGUGUUUACUGCUCACCUGCUGCUCCUGGUACUCCCGGUGUUUGCUGCGCAUCCGCUGCUCCUGGUACUCCCUGCCCACCUGCUGCCACUCCUGGUGUUCGCUGCACACCCGUUGCUCUUGCUGUUUGUCAUGAGUCGGAAAGAGGAGACGCCUUGGCAAUGCAACAGCCUCCUGCCACGUGCACGCACCUGGUUGGAUUGGAGAAUGCUCUGCAUACUUUUGACGCGAAGCAAAAGUCACCUCUUGAGGCGUCGCAAGUAACGACUGCUAAGACACCACAUGUAGUGCCUUUUGAGGCGUCGCAAAUGCCGCCUGAGGACUGGCGGCCGCGCAUUCGAGCGCGGUUGGAUGGGCAAGCGGUGGGGCUGGGAUGCAUUCAGCCGAGGAGCAUGAAGGAGAGGUGCCGCCGUGAUCGCAUCAGGUGA
Closterium sp. Naga37s-1 is the source of this 2094-nucleotide messenger RNA. The record is from the annotation of a GenBank genome assembly. Lineage: Eukaryota; Viridiplantae; Streptophyta; Zygnematophyceae; Desmidiales; Closteriaceae.